This is a messenger RNA of Eremothecium cymbalariae DBVPG#7215, 1572 nucleotides long. It is a transcript of the gene PRC1, whose product is annotated as carboxypeptidase C PRC1. The transcript has a single exon. NCBI's taxonomy places the organism in Eukaryota, Fungi, Ascomycota, Saccharomycetes, Saccharomycetales, Saccharomycetaceae. The coding region runs from base 1 to 1572 and encodes 523 amino acids. Gene Ontology annotation, cellular component: fungal-type vacuole. Gene Ontology annotation, molecular function: serine-type carboxypeptidase activity. Gene Ontology annotation, biological process: proteolysis. The record is from RefSeq and is a predicted model, not a curated record.
AUGAGAGGCCAGGUUUUGUUGCCUGUAUUAGGGGCCAUUGGGGGGGUUGUAGAAGCUAUGCGGGUGCAGAAGGCUUUUGAGAGUAACGAGAUGUUUCAGAAAGCCGUUAACUCCUUGGGGAUUAGCCAAAAGGAUGUUGACGCUAUCCCUGAAAAUUUGAAGGAGGUUUGGUCAGAGAUGUCUAAUUUGUUUCCUGAGGAUACGGCGAAGUUGCAGUUUGUGUCAAAGCCCCGGUCCAACGUACGUACGCGAGACGACUGGGAUUUCCACGUGACUUCUAAGAAAGUUGAGAGUUACAAGUUGAGGGCUCGUGCUUUGAAGGACCCUGCCAAGUUGGGUAUAGACCCAGGGGUGAAGCAGUAUUCGGGGUACUUGGAUGUUGAAGAGGGCGAUAAGCACUUUUUCUUCUACUUUCUUGAGUCACGCAAUGACCCCAAGAACGAUCCUGUUGUUUUGUGGUUGAACGGUGGCCCCGGGUGUUCGUCUUUGACUGGAUUGUUUUUUGAAUUGGGACCUUCGUCUGUUGGUAAAGACCUAAAGCCUAUUAAAAAUCCUUAUUCUUGGAAUAACAAUGCAUCUGUGAUUUUCUUGGAUCAGCCUGUUAAUGCUGGAUAUUCGUAUUCGUCUUCCGCUGUGUCGAACACUGUGGCUGCCUCUAAGGAUGUAUAUGCAUUCUUGCAGUUAUUCUUUGAGCAGUUCCCUGAAUAUCAAUCUGGGCAGGAGUUCCACAUCGCCGGUGAGUCUUAUGCAGGCCACUAUAUCCCCGCAUUCGCAUCCGAGAUCUUGUCUCAUCCAGUUGAGAAACGUUCAUUUGAAUUGUCUUCGGUACUUAUUGGUAACGGUCUAACAGAUCCCUUAACUCAGUAUGGAUACUACGAACCUAUGGCUUGCGGUAGAGGUGAUGCACCUGCGGUUUUGAAUGACGAAGAGUGCAGUACGAUGAACAACACGUUACCACGUUGCUUAAACCUCAUUCGUACUUGUUACAGUCUGCAGAAUGUAUGGUCUUGUGUUCCCGCAUCUGUUUACUGUAACAACGUUCAAUUGAACCCAUUCCAGCAGUCUGGUACAAAUGUCUACGAUGUCAGAAAGCCUUGUGAGGGCGAGCUAUGCUACGGCGACUUGAAAUACAUGUCUCAGUACUUGAACUUGCCUGAGGUUAAAGAAGCCCUUGGAGCUGAGGUUGACAAUUUCGAGUCCUGUAAUUUUGACAUCAAUAGGAACUUUUUGUUGAAUGGUGACUGGAUGAAGCCUUAUCACCAUCAUGUCUCCGAAUUGUUAGACAAAGAUUUGCCUGUCUUGAUCUACGCCGGUGAUAAGGACUUUAUCUGCAACUGGUUAGGGAACCAAGCGUGGACUAAUAUUCUCCCAUGGAAAUAUUCCAACGAAUUCCUUGGAUCUCCUAUCCGUAAAUGGGAUGGUCCAUCUGGAGAACAGGCCGGUGAAGUUAAGAAUUUCAAACACUUUACCUACUUGAGAGUCUUUGACGCUGGACACAUGGUCCCAUAUGAUGUUCCAGAAAAUGCCUUGAGUAUGCUAAACACAUGGCUUUCGGGGGAUCACUCUUUUUAG